UUUCGGGCAAUGCUGUGCUUCUGCUAAAGAAAUUCUUCCAAAAAAAAAAAAAAAAUGGCUAAAACCCCUCUCCUCCUUCUUCUUCUCCUCUCUGGUUUCCUCUGCUCUGUCGCCGUCUCCGCUCCCGCUUCACCUGCAAGAAUUGUGAAGGGUUUUUUCUCAAACCACGCAUUCCCUGUGCUGACGAAAUGGGUUAUGUCGCUCAAGGCCACCACAAAGACUGCCAUGAGUGGGCGGCCAUUGAUGAAGUUCGAAGGAGGGUACAAUGUGGAAACAGUUUUCGACGGGAGCAAGCUCGGGAUUGAGCCACACACUGUCGAAAUUCUGCCCGAUGGCGACCUCCUCAUCCUCGAUUCCAUCAACAGCAAUGUCUACAAGAUCUCCUCCUCCCUCUCUCUCUACAGUAGGCCGAGGUUGAUUAUGGGCUCGGCGGACGGGUACGCAGGGCACGUCGACGGGAGGUUGAGGGAUGCGCGGAUGAACCAUCCGAGAGGGCUGACGGUAGACGAUAGAGGGAAUGUGUACAUUGCUGAUACAGAUAAUAUGGCGAUUCGCAAGAUUAGCGACACAGGAGUUACGACGAUUGCGGGUGGAAAGCGUGGUCGGGGAGGAGGUGGGCAUGUCGACGGCCCGAGUGAGGAUGCGAAAUUUUCCAACGAUUUCGACGUCGUGUAUCUCGGAAGCAGCUGUUCCCUCCUCGUAAUCGAUCGGGGAAACAAGGCGAUUCGGGAGAUACCGCUACAUUUCGAUGAUUGUGCUUAUCAAUACGGAAGCGGGUUUCCCUAUGGAGUUGCUAUGCUUUUAUCUGCCGGGUUCUUCGGGUACAUGCUUGCCCUUCUUCAACGUAGGCUUCGAUCGAUUAUGUCUCCUCAAGAUGACGAAGAAGUAAUGAAAGAUAGCUUUUCGUCGAGUUCGUACGAGAAGCCAUUGAAGUCAUCUCUUCGCCCGCCGCUGAUCCCGAACGAAGACGAGCAAGAAAAGCAAGAAGAAAGUUUUCUCGGCUCGUUAGGAAGACUCGUCGCACAAACCGGGGAAUCUGCCGCAGAAAUCUUGCGGGGAUUGCUUCCCGUGUUCAAGACAAAACCGACAAGACCGAUAAACCGGCAACAGCACAAGUACGCGACAGGGUCGUGGCCCGUGCAGGAGAGCUUUGUCAUCCCGGAUGAUGACGAGCCCCCGCCGUCGAUCGAGCAGAGGGCUCCGACGCCUAAGAAAACCUACGCGUUUAUGUCGAAAGAUUCUGAAAAAAUGCAGCAACUGAAGCAGAGCCGGGCGUUCUACUCAGGAUUAGACGUCGAGUUCCAGAAGAAGCAAGCAAAGAAAUCACAUCAGUACCGUCCCGAUGCUCGAAGCUUUGAGAGGCCCGACGAAAUGGGUUUCGGAGGCCCGCAAGAGCAAGAGAAGCAGCGGGUAAUGAAGCCUACGACGACGACGGACAGCAUUACCGGGAAGUAUCCCGGCGGCGAUCAUCAGAACAUUCGACCCCGAUUCGGAUACAUUCACGGUCAUUGAUAGAGGUCGAAUUUAUUUGAAAACUUUCUAUAUUGGGAGUGUGCGUGUGUAUGGUUAUGCCUAUGCAAACCAUAUUGGUAUUAUUAUUACUCCUCCUCCGAUGUUUGGACAACCGUUAGGGAGAGAUCCAUUUGUCCGAACAGUGAAGAUUUGAGGAGAUUUGCAGAUCCAAAGAAGAAUUUUAUCUAAAUAAAGACAAUACUGGG
Molecule: messenger RNA, 1718 nt
Organism: Andrographis paniculata
Lineage: Eukaryota; Viridiplantae; Streptophyta; Magnoliopsida; Lamiales; Acanthaceae
Exons: 7
Coding region: 55-1512 (485 amino acids)
Molecular function (GO): protein binding
Source: RefSeq, a predicted model, not a curated record